AUGAAGUUUAAUAUUUUCAAUGUAUACCAACAAGCUCUUAAUAAAAGGCCCUAUUUGGUUCAAGCAAUACAAGCUGGAGCCUUAAUGGGUGCAGGUGAUCUGAUAUCUCAGAAAUUUAUUGAGAAACAGUCCAUAAUGGAUUUUCGAAGAACUGUAAAAUUCGCCUCUAUAGGCUUUUUUAUUGGCGGACCUGCUUUGCGUAAAUGGUAUGGUGUUUUAAAUAAACAUAUAGGUUCACAAGGAAAGGCUGUAGCUAUUAAAAAAGUACUUAUAGAUCAAACAUUAUUCGCACCAACAUUUAUAGGUCUACUACUAGUUACAGUGGGUGUUCUACAGGGCAAAGACGAAGUCCACAUCAAAAAACAGUUAGCGAUUAAUCUUAUUUCCUUAACUUCUUGUCUUGUUUCUCCUCCAAAACAGAAAACUGCAAUGGAAGGUUUAGAGCUAGUUUCGUCCAACAAGAUUUUUGGGGGUUAUCAGAAAGUAUAUUCCCAUCAAUCAUCAGAACUAAAAUGUAAGAUGAAUUUCUCUAUAUACUUCCCUCCACAAGCUGAAGGUGGAGAUGUCAAGUUGCCAGUAAUUUUCUACUUAUCUGGACUUACAUGCAAUGAACAAAAUUUUAUUAGUAAAUCAGGUUUCCAGAGGUAUGCAGCAGAACAUGGCAUCAUAGUUGUUGGACCUGACACUUCACCCCGUGGUGUAAAGAUUGAGGGUGAUGAUGAGUCCUGGGACUUUGGAGUUUCAGCAGGCUUCUACUUGGAUGCCACCAAAGAACCAUGGUCUAACAAUUAUAGAAUGGGUAGUUAUUUAAACAAGGAAUUGUAUGAACUAAUUCAAACAGCAUUUAAUAAUGUAGUUGAUGGCGACAGAAUAGGAAUAAUGGGACACAGUAUGGGUGGUCAUGGGGCUUUAGUAUCCGCUCUAAGAAAUCCUGGCUUAUAUGUAUCUGUCAGUGCCUUUGCCCCCAUCUGUAACCCUACAGCAUGCCCAUGGGGCGUUAAAGGUUUUACUGGAUAUUUGGGAGAUGAUAAAAGCAAAUGGGUUGAAUGGGAUGCAUCAGAACUGGUCAAGAAAUAUAAUGGACCUCCACUAACUCUGCUUAUUGACCAGGGUGCAGCCGAUAAAUUUUACAUUGAAAAGCAGUUACUUCCUGAAAACUUAGUGGAAUCCUGUCGCUCUGUAGGAGUACCAGUCAUACUCAAUUUACGUGAAGGUUACGACCACUCAUACUACUUCAUUUCUACGUACAUUGGAGAGCACUUUGAUUUUCAUGCUAAAAUACUAAAAGCUUAG
This is a messenger RNA of Arctia plantaginis, 1293 nucleotides long. Lineage: Eukaryota; Metazoa; Arthropoda; Insecta; Lepidoptera; Erebidae. The record is from the annotation of a GenBank genome assembly.